Molecule: messenger RNA, 2542 nt
Organism: Salmo salar (Atlantic salmon)
Lineage: Eukaryota; Metazoa; Chordata; Actinopteri; Salmoniformes; Salmonidae
Source: RefSeq, a predicted model, not a curated record
GAAAUCAUUCUAAGUACUGUAACAGGUUUUCUAUGGGCCUCCAGCAGUUCUAUCAUGAUGUCACAAUGCCCCUGUCAUAAACCAGGAGUCAUCAGGUUAUAAAACAACAGUGUUCGGGGCUCAAGGCUGUCUGUCACCAAGAGCAGCCGGACAGCAGGUCGCACCUUACGCUCAGGAUCUCCAGCACUGAUGGAAGUCUACGGAUCCUUGCGACCUUGCCCCUCUGGAUUCUUACCGACCCUGACCACCAUGAGAGACAGCUACAAGGGCUUCACUGCCAUGCAGCUUCAGCCACAGCACGUCAGCUUCGACCUAACGGGAAGCGGGAAGUCCAAACCCAGGCUGGUCUCUGUUCAGCGGAAAUCCACGGAGCCGUUCGAGACCCACUGGGAAGGGGAGCAGCUCAUUAGGAUGCCGCGUCUCAAACCGACCCCGGUGGCCAUGUGUCAGAUCACCCGGGAAGAUUGGCUGCGCGCCAACAACGUAAACUACCGGCGCUUGGAGAGCAGCAGGCGGCAUGCGGAAAGCUUCUGGCGCGAGACCUCCCGUUUGAUCCAGAGUAAAGAGCAGCUGACUCGGCGAACGCAGUCUGACAGCUCCCGGUGGAUCGGUAAACGGAUAACGGAAAUCUCGUUCUGGCGGAGCGAGCUGGGGUUCGAGCUCGAGCAGCUUCUCCGGGACACGGAGAGGCUACGUCAGGUCAAGUUCCGGUUGGACAGGGCCUUAAAGGAGACCGACGGCCCACUGCAGAUGUCGCAGGAGUGCCAGUUCCAGUGUCAGAAACUCAACGACGGAGUCAUCGAUGUGGUGGAGAAAGAACUGGCGCAGGAGGUAACAGUGAUCAGGUCUUCUCAGGAACAGUUGGAGAGGAUCAGAGAUAAAGUCCAGAAACAGCUGGAGUCCAACAGGAGAGUGCAACACCAGUUGGAAAAAGACAUGAAUGAUAAACACAGAGCUCUCCAGAUCGACAGCCACUGUCACACACUGACCAACUGUUCUCCUGCUACCAGUUAUUACCAUGACCUCAGCCUGGUAGAUACCAGUGUCUCAGUGCCGGUGUCGUGGGUGCAGUAUUCGGAGGACAACAUUGGGAAGUCGGCGUCGGAGCGGCGAGCCACGCGGGAAGUAACGGAGCUGGCGGAGGGAACCCUGGUUGCGACGGCGAGAGACAUGUGGUCUCAGUACAACCGUGUCAACGCUGCCUUCACACUCCGUGUCAACCAAACCACACACGCUAGGAACACGCUACAGCAGCACCUGGCCAAGGUGGGGGGACCCUGCAGGAGAUGCACCAGACGGAGCGUACCAUCUCAGAUUUGGAGGGGUCCAUCUGGGCGAAGAGGGCCCCCCUCAGAGUGGCUCAGUCCAGGCUGGAGGAGCGCACCCAUAGACCUAACAUGGAGCUCUGCAGGGACCACCCACACACCAGAUUGCUGUCUGAGGUGUCUGGUCUCCAGGACACUGUUUUAUCUCUAAGACAGAGGUUGUCUGAAGCCCAGGCUGUCCUGCAGCAGCUGGCUGACUGUAAGAGUGGUUUAGAACAGGAGCUUUGCACUAAGACCCACUCCCUCUUUAUCGACCAGGAGAGAUGUCUAGGACUCCGCAAGACAUACCCCUCCACCCCUAGACUGGUGGGUUACACAUAGACAAGACAUACCCCUCCACCCCUAGACUGGUGGGUUCCACAUAGACAAGACAUACCCCUCUAGACUGGUGGGUUACACAUAGACAAGACAUAUCCCUCUAGACUGGUGGGUUCCACAUAGACAAGACAUACCCCUCCACCCCUAGACUGGUGGGUUCCACAUAGACAAGACAUACCCCUCCACCCCUAGACUGGUGGGUUCCACAUAGACAAGACAUACCCCUCCACCCCUAGACUGGUGGGUUCCACAUAGACAAGACAUACCCCUCUAGACUGGUGGGUUACACAUAGACAAGACAUAUCCCUCUAGACUGGUGGGUUCCACAUAGACAAGACAUACCCCUCUAGACUGGUGGGUUCCACAUAGACAAGACAUACCCCUCUAGACUGGUGGGUUACACAUAGACAAGACAUACCCCUCCACCCCUAGACUGGUGGGUUCCACAUAGACAAGACAUACCCUUCUAGACUGGUGGGUUACACAUAGACAAGACAUACCCCUCUAGACUGGUGGGUUCCACAUAGACAAGACAUACCCCUCCACCCCUAGACUGGUGGGUUCCACAUAGACAAGACAUAUCCCUCUAGACUGGUGGGUUCCACAUAGACAAGACAUACCCCUCUAGACUGGUGGGUUCCACAUAGACAAGACAUACCCCUCCACCCCUAGACUGGUGGGUUCCACAUAGACAAGACAUACCCCUCCACCCCUAGACUGGUGGGUUACACAUAGACAAGACAUACCCCUCUAGCCUGGUGGGUUACACAUAGACAAGACAUACCCUUCUAGACUGGUGGGUUCCACAUAGACAAGACAUACCCCUCCACCCCUAGACUGGUGGGUUACACAUAGACAAGACAUACCCCUCUAGACUGGUGGGUUCCACAUAGACAAGA